Pollicipes pollicipes is the source of this 1363-nucleotide messenger RNA. RefSeq names its product methylosome subunit pICln. The transcript has 5 exons. Gene Ontology annotation, cellular component: methylosome; cytosol; spliceosomal complex. Bases 101 to 667 code for a protein of 188 amino acids. The record is from RefSeq and is a predicted model, not a curated record. Gene Ontology annotation, biological process: chloride transport; mRNA cis splicing, via spliceosome; cell volume homeostasis. Lineage: Eukaryota; Metazoa; Arthropoda; Thecostraca; Pollicipedomorpha; Pollicipedidae.
GGCAGGAGUAUUGCUGGAGGUACAGGUUAGGUGGAAUAAAUAUUGAGCAUCGGACUGUUCAGUCAGUUUCCGUCUUUGACCACCACGUCGAUCCGGCAGGAUGGUGGUGGUGAGCUCGUUGCCACCACCGACGGAGGGUGUGCGCGUGCAGGAGCCGUCUACGGCGGCGCACCUCGGCAACAAGCCGCUCGGCCCGGGCACCCUGUACAUCGCUGAAAGCCGGGUCUCGUGGACGGGCGCCGAGGGACAAGGCUUCUCGCUCGAGUACCCGCACAUCAUGCUGCACGCCGUCUCGAGGGACACCUCCAACUUCCCGCACCCUUGCCUCUACAUGAUGGUCGACGCGGACAUCGAUCCACAAGACGGGCCGGCAGAUGGCGGCGCCGACAGUAGUGACGAGGACGCGGCGUCGGGCAGCAGCGUGACGGAGGUGCGGUUCGUGCCAGAGGACGAGGCGGCGCUGGACCGUAUGUUCCACGCCAUGUCCGAGUGCCAGUCCCUGCAUCCGGACCCCAACGACAGCGUGUCGGCGGAAGGGGACGAUUUCGAGGGUGACGACUGCGAUGAGGGACCGGACGACGCGGGCGGAGGACUAGCAAACGGCGGUGGCGACGCGGACACCCACCAGCCGAUGGAGACGGGCCAGUUCGACGACGUGGACGAGUGAGGCGCCGCGCCGUGCCGGUCCGUUGGCGUGGCGACAGCGCGACGUUGGCGGGACUCCGUCCGGUCCUCCGUCGGGGCCGGACCGAUCAGACGGUCUGUACCGGACCGGACCGGACACGACACGAGCCGCGGCGCCGGCGCCAGCGACCGCGCACGCCGUCCGGGACGUCAGGACGCGUUGGCCGCGUCCCGCCGCGGCGGCGAUUCCCUGACGAGGGUGCUGUCACCUAACGGCGAUCUCUACGGGCGGGCGGUUCCGCGCCGCCUGAGAAGAACAGAGCGUGGCUGGUGUUGGACGCUGUGAGUCUUCGCCCGCGAUCGGCGGCCGCCCAUUUCGAGGGCGCCCGACACGUGCGGGCCGCGCGUUCGGACUGUUGUCGGCAGGCUCCGCCGUGCUUGUCGCACAUCGCGCCACGCGAUCGGGCGCGAAACGCGAUUGUUGUGUACGUCAGACGGAUUCCUGGCGGCCUCCUGACGCGCGUUCGUCUGACUGGGGUGAUCCCUCUGUCCGUCUUCAACAGGCGAGCAGCGCUGGCAACAUGUUUGCGUUCCCAUCCUCGUCCCACUUGACGGUGUCAUUGUCAUACACAUCAGUAAAGUUGUUCGAUUUGGUCGUCUGGGUGUUGAUUGCUGCUGAAUGAAAGGCAGCCUAAAGGCGCCUUUGCCUGAGUAAAAGGCGCCUAGCGUUGGCAGUGCU